Molecule: messenger RNA, 828 nt
Organism: Jaminaea rosea
Lineage: Eukaryota; Fungi; Basidiomycota; Exobasidiomycetes; Microstromatales
Product: DUF1742-domain-containing protein
Exons: 1
Coding region: 1-828 (275 amino acids)
Biological process (GO): vacuolar transport
Cellular component (GO): endosome
Source: RefSeq, a predicted model, not a curated record
AUGCCGCGGCCCUCUGGAACGACACCGGCUGGCCCACUUCCCGCACCUCCGGCCUCCUUCGCAGCACAGCCUCCACCGCCGCCUCUCGCACCUCCUGCGCUUGCGUCACAUACAACUUCAUCAGCCACCCCUGCUCCUGCGCACACCGCUCCACGAGCCGCUGGACCACCGCCUCCUCGUCUCACGAAUCACUACAUCCGGCGCUUGGUCGCUGAGCCAGGCAAAGCCUGCUUCGUCUGCUCUCGUCCGACACCAGUCGUCCUCGUGUCUACGACGGCGGGAGCAGACGACUUCUUCUACGCCUGCAGGUCGCACCUCAGCGACCGUCAUUUCGCAACUCUCACUGCUGGACCAGGUAGUAGCGGUAGUGCUGCCGCUAUCAACACCGCAUCUGAUGCGGGACGCCUGCCGGACAAGGUGAGCAAGGAGGAGAUCGACAAGAUCAAGAAGGAGUACGAGGAGAAGCAAAAGGCCAAGGAGGCAAAGAAGAAGGAGGAAGGAGACAAAGCGGAAGGCAAGGACAAGGACAAGGACAAGGAUCAGAAGGACGACAAGUCUCAGCAGGGCUGGCUGUCCUACCUUGCAACAUCUCUCAAGGAUGCGACCAUAUCCUCCCCAUCUUCCCAGACGACAGAAGCCGAUAGACUCGUCUCGGCUCGCACAGCAUCGGCAUCGGUGGAACCAUCGUCGUCACAGUCGCAGCCAAAGGGUCACGAGUACUACACCCUUCACCGCUCCUUCUACGCGAUGCGGGUGGAUCUCAACGACAGGAAGCAAGCGACGAGGAGGGCAAAGGAGCUGAACUUCCCCAGCGUUCCCAGGGCUUGA